Molecule: messenger RNA, 810 nt
Organism: Dioszegia hungarica
Lineage: Eukaryota; Fungi; Basidiomycota; Tremellomycetes; Tremellales; Bulleribasidiaceae
Exons: 6
Coding region: 1-810 (269 amino acids)
Source: RefSeq, a predicted model, not a curated record
AUGGUUACCGCACUCGUCACAGGCUCUAGCCGGGGUCUUGGGCUCGGCUUCAUACGUCAGCUCCUUCUGCGCCCCCAGUACAAGCGGAUCAUCGCUGCUGCUCGGAUCAUCGAUGAGGCGGGCGAGCUCUGUCGGCUCAGAGAUGAGAGUGAAGGGAGGAUAGGGGUCGUCAGGUUGAGCGAGGUAUCGGAUGUUGAGAGCUGCCAAAGAUGUGCUGAAGAAGUCAAAGCUGCCGCACCGGAAGGAAUCAAUGUCUUGAUCAACAAUGCCGGCUUUGCGAAUCAGCCAAAGCCCAUGACACCGCUCGAUCUCACGACUGUGGAAGGAGCGGUAGACUUUCAUCGCACCUGGUCGGUUAAUGCAUAUGGACCACUGCUCUUCUCGACCACUCUCCUCGAUAACGGCCUCCUUGUAGGGUCGCCCGCAGCAAGCGACGCUGGCCCAUCCACAAACUCCACAUCACAGCCUCCAAUCAUAUGCAACAUAUCCUCCGGACAGGCAUCCCUCACCCUCGCCAACGAGCUCUGGACAGGCGGGUCGGCAAGGGACGAGCUGUACUUUCACCCUAUCUACGCGUGUAGCAAGGUGGCGCUGAGCGGGGUGACUAUGCACAUGGCCAGAAUCUUACGUGACCGGGUCAUCGUUGGGCAAAUACAUCCUGGGUGGAUCAAGACAACGAUGGGGCGGACGUACGCGAAUCUGACAGUUGAUGAGUCGUCAGGCAAAGUACUGGACGUGAUAUCAACUUGGAAGUCGUUGAAGCAGAGCGGGCAGUAUCUGAACGAAGAGGGGCAGCGUCUGCCUUGGUAA